UGGUUGCGACAUAUGCUAGCAGCACUAUUCUUUACGGUUUUGUAUAUUUUAAUCUAUGACUGGUUUGGUUUGUUGACACGUCAUUUGUCUGGAUUAUUUCGUUUCUAGAAGGUUAUAUUAUUUGAAAAAAUCUUUGAAAUGAUUUCGUUAAUAAAUUCUAUUGAUACGGGCCAUGAAGACAUGAUACACGAUGCAGAAGUUGAUUAUUAUGGUCUCCGUCUGGCUACUUGUUCUUCAGAUAAUUCCGUGAAACUUUAUGACAUUAAAAAUGGUGCCUCUACACUGCUGGACGAUUUGAAAGGGCAUUUAGGACCCGUUUGGCAAAUUGCUUGGAGUCAUCCUAAAUUCGGCAAUCUGUUGGCUUCGUGUUCGUAUGAUAAAAAAGUUAUAAUCUGGAAAGAACAAAAUCGAAAAUGGGGGAAAUACUAUGAAUAUGCGAACCAUGAUUCUAGCGUUAAUUCUGUCCAAUUCGCUCCACCAGAAUUGGGUUUAAUUCUUGCAUGCGGAAGUAGUGAUGGUUGUAUAUCAAUUUUAACAUUUAUUCCAGAAACUAAUAAUUGGGAGGCAAAAAAAAUUCAAAAUGCCCAUGCUAUAGGUUGCAAUGCUAUUAGUUGGGCUCCUGCCAUUAUUCCAUUACUUGGCUUAAAUGAAAAUGAACCUCAGCCACUGGUGAAACGUAUAGUAUCUGGAGGAUGUGAUAAUUUGGUAAAAAUUUGGAGAGAAGAGGGUGACCGUUGGAUAGAAGAAUCAAAAUUAGAAGUACACUCUGAUUGGGUCCGUGAUGUAGCUUGGGCGCCUUCAGUUGGACUAAGUCGUCACACAAUUGCCAGUUGUUCGCAAGACCGUAGGGUUGUGAUUUGGACAUCAAAUGAUUGUGUUAAUUGGAGUCCCACUAUUUUGCAUUUAUUUGAUGAUGUAGUCUGGAAUGUCAGUUGGUCAUUAAAUGGCAAUAUUUUAGCUGUCUCUGGAGGAGAUAAUAAAAUAAGUUUAUGGUCUCAAAACCCUGAGGGCAUUUGGGAAUGCAUAAGUGAUGUAUCCAAAGGACCUGGUCACAUUAAUAAUUAAAUCUAGUUUAACUACCAUGUUCAUUUAAUUUAGGGUGUCCUAUCAUUUAUUUUACAAUAAAACAAUUUUUCACUGCUAUUUUUUUCUCUUUUUUGUAUAAAAAUAUUUUUGGUUUUAAUUUCAUAAGUCUACCACCAUAUGCAAAACAUAUUUUAUUAUUGAAUUGUACAUCUUAUGUUUUAAACUGAACUUUUUGAAUAUAUAAUCACAAAUCGUCGUGUACAAUUGAAAAAUAAUUUUUGGAUUCUU
Molecule: messenger RNA, 1314 nt
Organism: Cylas formicarius (sweet potato weevil)
Lineage: Eukaryota; Metazoa; Arthropoda; Insecta; Coleoptera; Brentidae
Product: protein SEC13 homolog
Exons: 2
Coding region: 139-1065 (308 amino acids)
Biological process (GO): positive regulation of TOR signaling; COPII-coated vesicle budding; protein import into nucleus
Cellular component (GO): nuclear pore outer ring; COPII vesicle coat
Molecular function (GO): structural molecule activity; protein binding
Source: RefSeq, a predicted model, not a curated record